Molecule: messenger RNA, 1029 nt
Organism: Lacerta agilis (Sand lizard)
Lineage: Eukaryota; Metazoa; Chordata; Lepidosauria; Squamata; Lacertidae
Gene: CD3E
Product: CD3e molecule
Exons: 6
Coding region: 325-879 (184 amino acids)
Biological process (GO): cell surface receptor signaling pathway; positive thymic T cell selection
Cellular component (GO): external side of plasma membrane; membrane; alpha-beta T cell receptor complex
Molecular function (GO): transmembrane signaling receptor activity
Source: RefSeq, a predicted model, not a curated record
UGCUGGACUACAACUCCCAACAUCCCUUGCAGCGGGUAUUGCCCCGCAGGAUUAGAAAUGCAAUCCAGCCACAGCUAAGGGACUCCAAACUCACACAGAGGCCAACAGCUACUGCAACAGAUGGGCUCAGCCCAGGGCAGGGAGGUCCCCAGCAGAAUCCUUGGGGUGGGAGCAAGGAACAUCCAACCCAGGCGGCAAGGUUGACAGCUGGACACAAUAUGGGUAACAGGGAGGCGUUGCCACAGAGAGUUAACAAGGUGGCAUGAAUUGGAUGGGAGAAGUCUAAUUAAGCAAGAGCCAGGAGAUAGCUGAAAACGGAGAAGGAUGCACCUGGGAGUCUGUCUCGGAGCCUUGGUUCUUGUCCUCCCUUUGUCCUCAUCCUCUGAAUCGCACAAAGUGGACAUCUCUGGGCGCCGCAUGACUGUCACCUGCCCUCUACAAAAUGCCAAUUGGAAAUUGGUCAGUAAAAUGAAUGGAAAUUAUAAUGUCACCCCAGAAAACGAAAUCUUGACCAUUGAAGCCAUGAACGACAAGGAAGUGGUCAAGGGUGACUUCACCUGUCAGAAUGGCACGACAUCCAAAAAGAUUUAUCUGCAAAUCAAAGCCUGUGAUGACUGCGUGGAACUGAGCAUCGGGCUGGUGGCCGGCACCGUCGUUGCUGACCUGCUCAUUACCCUGGGGGUCAUGUUCCUGGUCUACUACUGCAGCAGCAAGAAACCUGCCACCAGCUUUGGUGGGGGAGCCGCAGGGGGAGGCACCCGUGGACGGACACGAGGCCAAAAGGUGGACCGCCCCCCACCUGUCCCAAACCCAGACUAUGAGCCCAUCCGGAAAGGCCAACAGGAGGUGUAUGCUGGGCUGGAGCCCAAGGCCUUCUGAGACAUACCACAGUCUCUGGGUAGAGCCGCAGUGCCACGAAACCUCAUUGUUGCUGACUGCUGGUGGCACCGCCAUCUCCCUUUGCCACCAGCAGCUUCGCUUGGUGGCAGGUGGGUCGUCACACACCUCUCCCUGAGUCUCACAGCCUAC